AUGGCGCCAUCAGACAUUAACGUGAACGUGCUUGAGCAAUGUAGAGUCGCUCCACCUCCUGGUUCGGUCUCCUCCAAAUCACUCACACUCACCUUUUUCGACCUGUAUUGGUUACCAUUCCCAGGCGCCUCAGAAUGCCUUUUCUUUUUUGAUUAUCCCCAUUCAACCACCCAUUUCAUGGAGUGUCUCCUUCCUAGCAUUAAACACUCGCUCUCACUCACUCUUGUGCACUUCUACCCUUUGGCCGGAAGUCUGUCAUGGCAACCACUGGAUUCAUGCAAGCCCGCCAUGAUUAACUAUGUUGAUGGUGAAUCUGCCGUUUCGUUAACCAUAGCUGAGUUCAACAAUGGUGGUGAUCACUUUCACCAUCUUUCUGGCAAACUAGUACGAGAAGUGAAUGCAUCACAUCUUCUUGCACCUCCCUUGUCCCCAUCUGGUUCGGUUGUUCCAACCAUGGCACUACAAAUCACCUUAUUCCCCAAUACUGGAAUAUGUCUCGGUAUAACCAUUCACCAUGCAGUCGCUGAUGGCAGAUCAGCUUCACAUUUCAUCAAGUCAUGGGCCUCAAUUUGUAAGGGAGACGCACCUUUGUCCAAGGAGUAUCUCCCAUUUUUUGACAGGUCUGUGAUCAAAGACCCAAAAGGAAUCGAGCAGAUAUACUUGAAGCAGUUAGAAGAAUUCUUCAAGUCUACACCUGCAGAGAAAUUGGAAGUGAUCAAUAAUAUUCCGUCGACAGUUGUAGCACCCAACAUGGUUCGAGCAACGUUUGAUCUGAAUAGAGUCAGCAUUGAAAAACUCAAGGAAUUGGCCCAACGGCCUCGACAUAACAAUAAGGACCAACUUACACCCCUUCAUCCAUCAACUUUUUCUGUGACAGGUGCUUUUGUAUCGAUUUGUUUAAUUAAAGCAGGCUGUAGGUAUGAUAUGUUGAAGCUUCUUGUAGACUGCAGGGCUCGUCUAAAGCCUCCCAUCCCCGUAGUGUACUUUGGUAACUGCGUUAGAGGUUUCGAUGUGGUGGUAGAGGCAUGGCUUUCGGAAUUGUUAUAUCGUUAUUUGUCUGGGCAAAAGCCAAAAAUCAAGCCCAUUGUCCUUGCAGGGUCACCUCGGUUCGGGUUUUAUCAGACCGAUUUUGGUUGGGGGAAGCCAAAGAAAGUGGAACUCAUAUCAAUUGAUGCGACUGGAGCCCUUUUCUUAUCAGAGAGCCGUGAUGGAGACGGUGGGGUUGAGAUUACUUUGACUCUCAAGGAGCAAGAAAUGGAUGCCUUUGCUUCAAUAUUUGUUACUUCUCUUAAUUCUCUUUAA
This is a messenger RNA of Nelumbo nucifera (sacred lotus), 1302 nucleotides long. RefSeq names its product malonyl-CoA:anthocyanidin 5-O-glucoside-6''-O-malonyltransferase-like. Lineage: Eukaryota; Viridiplantae; Streptophyta; Magnoliopsida; Proteales; Nelumbonaceae. The record is from RefSeq and is a predicted model, not a curated record.